CUUAUUAACGGCCCAAUCACUAAAUAACAGCCGCCGUCCACCAAUCCGGCCAUUUCUCUUGCCCCCUCGUCGUCGCCGCCGCCGCCGCCGCCACGCCCAUCGCUACGCCGCCGGCAUCCGCGCCCCCCGUCGCCGCCGGCCGGCCAGCCCCGCAGCUCGCGGGGCUCGCGGGACGCGCGGGUGAGGACCAGCCGGUGCUGGCUUGACCUCGGUGGCUCGACCCCCACCUCCAGGCUUCCCACGCAGCAAAAUUUUAAUGCUUGACGUGACUGAAAGUUGGAUGGAAGACUCAAAAAAUGCUUCAACCCCAGAAUCAAUUUCUAGAUAUCAAUCAUCCUCACCAAGAGGACUGGGGAAAAGAAAUAUUUUUUAUCUAUUAGCUCAACGGGAGAUCUCUCCUCAGUCAAAACACCAAGCUAAAAAGCUUUGGUCUGGAUCUCCAGAAUGUUCUACUGGUUCAGUUGAGUUAUCAUUUUGGGUUGCAGAUGCUAGACAUGAUCUUUUUUCUUGGGCUGAAUCACAAUCCUUGCAUCGGUGGUCUGCCAAGUAUUGCCCUCUCCUGCCUGCUCCAAGGUCAACCAUUGCAGCUGCAUUCAGUCUGGAUGGGAGAACACUUGCAUCAACACAUGGUGACCAUACUGUUAAAAUAAUCGAUUGCCAAACUGGGAAAUGCUUGAAAGUGUUGAUUGGACAUCGGCGCACUCCUUGGGUGGUUAGAUACCAUCCAUUAGAUCCUGAUAUCGUUGCUAGUGGAAGUUUGGAUCAUGAAGUUCUUCUCUGGGACACUAAAACCUCCCGUUGCAUUGAAUCACACUUCUUCUAUAAACCAAUCGCGUCGAUUGCAUUUCAUGCAAACGGGGAGCUUCUGGCGGUUGCUUCAGGCCACAAACUGUUCAUAUGGGACUACAAUAAACGAGAUGAAGCAUCUAACCCUUCAAUGGUAUUAAGAACUCGCCGUUCACUGAGAGCUGUUCAAUUUCAUCCUCAUGGGGCUCCAUAUCUACUGACUGCAGAGGUUAACAAUCUUGAUUCCGCUGAUUCAGAACUGACCCAUGCAACAUCUUCUGGCUAUUCAAACUCUCCCUCACCUUUCUUUUUUGCAAUGAUGAACUCCGCAUGUUGUCCAACUUCUGAGUCUAGGUUUUCAUCAGCUUGCUUGAUUUGUCCUGCAUAUGUCAGAGAUGAUGGAAGCAUAUGUCUGUUUCGAGCUAGUGGUUCAUCCAAUGUACAGCUGCCAUCAGAUUCUGAAACUCUGCAGGCAGACCAUAUGGUUACACCUAUGGAUGUAUGCCCUGGAGAACCUGGGGUGAAUAACAAUGACGAUGCAGCUUCAACAUCUUUAUCAACUAGAACUGAAAUGCAUACUCUCAGUGGGCAGAAUAGCUCAACAUUUCGCAACAGUAGUGCUGCUAUCGAUCUUCAAAGGUACAAUGCUAGGGAUAUUACACAAAUUUCUGACCUGAGCAGCAAUAUGCCAAAUCGAGAAGUGCCUGUGCAUUCAACAGCUGAUGUCCCAAGUACAAUGGAUUUGUUCACCACGUCUAAUACACUAGAUGCUCUAAUGUUCCUCAGAGAUGUAGAGGCCGGAAAUCACCACAAUAAUUCCAGUGGUGGUGCACAUAGCUCAGAGUUGCCCUUUCUCCAAAGUUGGUUGAUGGCACAAAACCAUACAGGAUCACGUCCAGCGCUUCCUAGCAAUGAGGUCAUAGGAGACUUACCUAUCGGUGGCAGUUUGAUCAGUGAAUUAUCAGACAGUUCGAGAGGGCUAAGUCAACAUUAUUCCUUACACCGUCAUCUACUAGCCUCUGUACCUGGUGGAGAUGCGAGCUCACAUCAAGGUACUCAAAAUGGUGAAGAUCAGGUUAAUGUUGUAUCAUUAGGCGUUGCAUCAGAAUUCGCUACGUCACUGUUUGUUGGUGAUGGUGCUGAAUUACCAUGUACAGUGAAACUUAGAAUAUGGCAGCAUAAAAUUGAGAAUCCUCGUGUUGCAUUAGCGCCUGAGGCAUGCUGCUUAACAAUCUCUCAUGCUGUUCUUUGCAGUGAAAUGGGCACCCAUUUUUCACCCUGUGGGCGUUUUUUGGUGGCUUGUGUUGCGUGCUUGCUGCCUCAAACAGAAGUUGGUGAUCAUGUAAGCCAAUCACCUGUACAUUAUGAUUCUACUGGGGCUGGAACAUCACCAACUCGCCACCCUCUCCCCUCUCGUCGAGUUAUAUAUGAGCUUCGGGUUUAUUCUCUUGAGGAGGAAACGUUUGGUACAGUUCUUGUGUCCCGGGCAAUAAGGGCGGCUCAUUGCUUAACUUCCAUUCAGUUUUCACCUACAUCAGAGCACAUACUACUGGCAUAUGGUCGUCGUCAUAACUCACUUCUAAGGGGCAUUUUCAUGGAUGGGGACACUACGAUUCCUGUGUACACUGUCUUGGAGGUGUAUAGAGUUUCAGACAUGGAGCUUGUAAGAGUUAUCCCUAGUGCUGAAGAUGAAGUCAAUGUUGCCUGUUUCCAUCCUUCCCCUGGCACAGGUCUUGUUUAUGGGACUAAGGAAGGAAAGCUCAGGAUUAUCAAACAUAAUGAUGCAGACUCUGCAAGCAUGGGGCCUCUUACUAGGGGAAAUAUACUUGAGAUUCAGAGGCAUUGACUGUAAUGAUGGACAUAACCACUGUAUCAUAUGCUUCUUAACUUCCCUGAUAACUUCUUUUACAACAUCCAGGAAAAGGAACUUAUCUGUGCAGAUUCAUCCAUGUCCAAAAGGGCGUAACGUAAUUUAAUCAAAUUUCAUGGAGGACAAUUUUGAAUGAUCAAAGGAUCAGUAUGCAGAUGUUGUAUUCCUGAGUAAUCAACAACUUGGUUACACCGAGACCUCGUGAAACUUUUCCGACAACCCUGGAGACUUUUCUUUGCAUCUAGGUACAGGUAAUGUGGCAAGAAUCACGCUGUGUGAGAACAGUCAAUGAAAUUGCUCCAUGUUGGCAACAUGUAUGUGACUAAGUGAUUGGCUGCUUGUAUUUUCCAUGCUAGAGGGGGUAGAGGAGGAUGCUGGUGUAUAUGUGAUGAAAUGAUUCCAUAAGAAAUCUAGGAAUUCUGUCAUACACGUCAAUAUGUCAUGUUGCUUUGCAUGCCCCAAUGGUCUGAAACAAACUGAUAUUGUUGCAAACGGAAGUUAAAAAUGCUGGCUAAAAUUAAU
Oryza brachyantha (malo sina) is the source of this 3178-nucleotide messenger RNA. RefSeq lists its product as uncharacterized. The transcript is spliced from 16 exons. Lineage: Eukaryota; Viridiplantae; Streptophyta; Magnoliopsida; Poales; Poaceae. Gene Ontology annotation, biological process: autophagy. The record is from RefSeq and is a predicted model, not a curated record. Gene Ontology annotation, molecular function: protein binding. The coding region runs from base 257 to 2632 and encodes 791 amino acids. Gene Ontology annotation, cellular component: intracellular membrane-bounded organelle.